GCAGUAUUAUUAUGAAAACAGAAUUUCCAUUAAAAGAGACAUUAUGAUUCUCUAAUUGAUAAUGAUAACUACUUAAAGUUAAUGUUUAAAAUAUAUUUCUGUAUUAAACUGCUGCUACUGUUAUUAUGGAAACAAAUCAGAGCAUUCAUUUUUCAAGCUCUUCCAGUGAAUUGAGUGAUAAUGAUACUGUAACAAAUUAUGAGUCUCAAUUUAGUAAUCAUGGCAAACGAAAGAGAAAGCGUAGCCGAAGUGCUGGAGCUGACAAAGAUUGCCAACUUGGCCAUAAGCAUUCCAGGCAUUUGUCAGAAGAACACAAACAUUAUCAUUCUCAUAGCCAUAAACGUAAAUUAAAAAAGAUGAAACACAAGCAUCAUAAAUCUAAACAUGGCCACAUCGACAAAGAGUGCAAGCAUCAACACAAACAUCGGACAGAGGCUAGUGACCAGGACAGCAACUCUGAUAUCAGUGAUAGUGAGAAGGAAAAAAAAAUCCAGAAGAAAAGCCAAAGCUCAUCUGAAAGAAAAAAUUUACUGGAUUCAAACCCAGACACUGAAACUCUCGAUUACAAUUUUGAUUUUAGUAAAUACAAAGCAUCAUUGAGCAGAAUGUUUUUCAGGGAAAACUUCUUUUCAAAAAUAGCUAUUCGUGGAUCACAAGAGCAUGAUGACUUUUGGAAUUUUGUGAAUAAAUUUGUUGAAUUUCAGCGAAAAAAGGCGGAGAAAUCCAAAGAUGCUAAAGUUCAACUUGGAGCUGAAUCUGGUCAACUCAACCUCCCAAAAGUAUUUGAUGUUAGCUAUAAAAUCAACAUUUCCUUUAUCAGCAAAGAUUUUGAUGUAUUUUUCAAGAAAAACAGGCUAGUUGACUAUCAACUUGAAAAGGAGCUAUCAAGAGGAAGGGUACUGCAAUUUCGAUCAAUUAUUUUACAUUAUCUGGACUUUCAACAGAAACAAAAAUUCCAGAAAAUCUACAAAAUCUGUAAAGAUCAAAGGGAACUCCCUAUCUACCAGCAUAAGGAAACUAUCAUCCAAAUGUUACAGAAAUAUCAAGUUAUAGUUGUAGCAGGUGAUACAGGUUGUGGCAAAUCAACUCAGGUACCUCAGUAUUUAUUAGAGGCAGGGUAUCAUAAGAUUGCCUGUACACAGCCUCGAAGGAUUGCUUGUAUUUCUUUGGCCAAACGUGUUGGUUAUGAAACACUGAAUGAAUAUGGUAGUGAAGUGGCAUAUCAGGUUCGCUUUGAAAAAAGUAAAACUCAGUCAACGAGAAUUCUGUUUUUAACUGAAGGCCUGUUACUGCGACAGAUGAAAACAGAUCCACUUCUUGAGAUGUAUAACAUCAUAAUUAUUGAUGAAGUUCAUGAGCGCCAUGUGAACACUGACUUUCUACUGGGAGUCCUCAAGUGCGUAAUUAAACAAAGGUCAGACCUGAAGCUUGUUCUCAUGUCUGCUACCAUCAAUAUCAAUUUGUUUUCCAACUACUUCAAUGGAGCCCCAGUACUCAAGGUUCCUGGUAGAUUGUAUCCCAUUGAAUUAGAGUACUGUCCAGUUAAAACAGAUGAUUCUGUUGAUUCAAAACGUCUUGACCCAAGACCUUACAUCAAUAUUAUGCAGAGGAUUGAUCACAAACAUCCAUCCACAGAGAGGGGGGACUUACUUAUCUUUCUGAGUGGCAUGUCUGAGAUUAUGGCUGUGGUUGAGGCAGCAAAAGCCUAUGCCCAGAAAACUAAGCGGUGGAUUGUACUGCCUCUGCACAGUGCUCUGUCAAUUGAGGAGCAAGAUAAAGUUUUUGACUAUGCUCCUGAUGGGGUUAGAAAAUGUGUUGUAUCAACCAACAUCGCUGAAACAUCUGUUACUAUCGAUGGGGUACGGUUUAUUGUGGACUCAGGAAAGGUUAAAGAAAUGAGUUUUGACCCAAAGUUUAAGAUGCAAAAACUUCAAGAGUUUUGGAUUAGUCGAGCCAGUUCAGAGCAGAGGAAAGGACGUGCAGGACGUACUGGCCCAGGCGUAUGCUACAGACUGUACGACGAGUCAGAUUAUAAUUCUUUUGAUGAAUACUCAACACCAGAGCUGCAGCGAGUUCCUUUAGACUCUCUCAUUUUACAAAUGAUCUCCAUGGGAUUACCUGAUGCUAGAAAAUUUCCAUUUAUUGAGCCACCAAAUAUGUCCAGUGUUGAGAACUCCAUUAUCUUUCUUAAGGAACAAGCUGCUCUUGCAUCGGAUGAGAGUUUGACUCCCAUUGGUCAGAUGCUGUCAAUGCUACCAGUGGAUGUGGUCAUAGGGAAAAUGCUUAUCAUGGGAUCCAUUUUCAAUAUGAUUGAUCCUAUUUUAUCAAUCACAGCAGCAAUGAGUGUCCAGUCUCCAUUUACUAAUCGAGCUUAUACUGAUCAUGAUGCUCUGGUUGCUAGGAAACCAUUAGAGUCAGAACAUGGAGAUCCAUUCACUCUACUCAAUGCCUUUGAUGAAUGGAUUCAGGUCAAAGCUCAAGGUCAAGGGACUCGCAAGUGGUGUAAGAGACGUGGGCUAGAGGAACAGAGAUUUUAUGAAAUGACUAAACUAAAGCGCCAGUUCAAAGAUCUGUUAAAGGACCAUCAUCUUCUAGACAGAGAAGAGGCAACAGCAAGAUAUAUGUCCAGCGAUGAAAGACGAGCUCAACAUGGGGAGAGAAAAAAAUUAAAUGAGUUGAGGAAAGAGAAAAUGAAGGACAACAAAAGAAGAAAAUUUCUGACGCUCGAAGAUGAAGAGUUUAAAGUGAGCGAUGAAGAAGGGGAUAUCAACAAGGGAGAUGAUAUCAAAGAUUUAGAGUUUCGUUUGUCUAAUGAUUUGAAUCAGCUUCAGGAGACUUCUAACAAAAGCAGAAAUUUUACCUUGAGAGACAUCAACUUGAUGAAGAUAAUUCUGUGCAGUGGACUCUACCCUCAAGUAGCCAUACCAGAUGAGUGCAAUACAUACAGGCGUGACACAGAGCAGACUUUUCAUACCAAGAGUAAACCAUUUGUCCUUCUACAUCCUACCAGUAUAUUUGCUAGUCACCCAGAUUUAUUAACACCAAAAUACCUAGAACACAAAAAACUUUCACAAAGUGAGCUCAAGGGAUUAUUUAGUUCCAAACAUGAGUUGUUGGCCUAUGUAUCCCUUCUUGAAACCAACAACAAACCUUAUCUGGUCAAUGCUAUGAAAGUUCCAGCCUUGCAAACAGUAACUCUCUUUUCUAACAGUAUCGAUACUAAUGCUGAUUGUACCAGAUUAAUCUUUGACAGUUGGUUAGAGUUUAAAUUUAAAGAUGCCCUGACAGCUGAGAAAGUAAUCUCUAGUGUCAUACAGCUGAGAUCAACAUGGCAUAGUCUGCUGUUAGUCAGGCUGAAAGACACUUUUGAAGGUUUAGAAGAAGAUCGUAGAAUCAGUACAAGAGCCAGGCAGCUGGAGAGAAUAUUGGCCAGCAAAUUGACAGAGUUCUUGAAUGCUGACUUUCUGUACUCUAUUCGUAGAGUUCUGGCAGCUGAAAUGCAGAGAGCUUAUGUUGGUCCUGGCAAAGUGACAGAUCAAGGAACUGCUGCCAUGUUUGACAAAAUCUUGAAAGUAAAUUCUAUGGGCAAAGAACAUCCUAUUAAAGGUGGCAUACAAGUCACAGAUUAUCUCACUUUUAACUGUCUAUUAGAUGAUGCCUCCGCUAGUGUAUGGGGAGAAUUUACCCAAGGAAUGCAGAGGUUUUGGAAAUGUCCUCUCUGUGGUCAGUCUAUGUUGGUCAACGUUCUUGAAAGACUUCAGCAUGAAGCAGUGUGUAGUUCGGAAGGUGGACAAGGUUUGGAACAACUUCAAGUGGAAGAUUCAGAGAAAAUAUCAGAAUUAAAUCCUUUGAGAAAAAGUUAUUUCUGUACAGAAUGUAAUAAAGAACUUUCUUUGACCACUACAGAAAUUUUAAAACACAAGAAAACACAUCUAGCAACGUAGCGAAUAUAUUAUGUUGGAUUCUCUCCCAUGUUGACACAUCUAUCAAUGAAGUGACCAUCUUAUGCUGGAGUUUCUCCUAUGCUAAUCUACAUUUUUUUUUCUACAGUAUAACUUAUUUAUAUAUUUACAAAUGAAAGUUGGCCCAGUUUGUAUAUAUGUAUAUACACACGCAAAACUUUGUCUUACAAAAAACAACAUCUAAGGUUCAUACAAAUUGAAGACAUUUUUUCAAGACUUUGAAGUCACUAUUUUAUUAUUUCCAUGUCAAUGUUUCACAUCCUCUGAUUGUAAUCAAUGAUUUUAAAUGGAAUAUGUUUCUUUUUUGUAUAUCUAAAUUGUUUGUAUGUUGACUGCUUGUUUUAUAAUAUAUCAGAUUCACUACAAUUUUUCAACUACAUAUUGACAGUAACAUUAAAAAAGAUGUUCUAGGGAUCAAUUGAGGGAGCGAGAAAAAAAACUACACUAUUUAUGUUAUUGCUCAGCUUUUACAUGAUGAUAAAAACCAAAUGAUUACAUUCAACAUGAGUGUGUUUUAUGUUGUUUGUGUUUGCAUCUUUAUUGUUAUAUAGUAAUAAUUCUGAGGUGGAUAAUUGUAGGCAAACCAAAUCCACAUAUGUUUGGACCAAUAAACUGAUCUUAGGCAUAUACAUUUCAUUUGUAUUUAUUUUAUUUUAUCCCAGAUAUUUGUUUCAAAAGUUCUUUUGUAAAUCUAUGUUCAUUUAUUUCUAUCCCUAAUAGUUCACAAAGGUGGCUCGUGGUUGGAAAGGACACUGACUGAUAUAGUACAACAGUUAACGUACAUUAUAUUUUAAAGCAUUUUACAAGGAUCUAUGGAGGAAGUUAUUAAGUGUUUGAAGGAUACCAAUGCAGUGCUAAUACAUUGGCUUGGUUGCUGCCUCUUUGAAUUUGAUUUAUCAUGUUGUUUUUUAAAAUGAGUUUAUCAUCAUUACGAGGCUCAAGUCCUUCCUUUCUAAAGCCCUGGGUUAAGUUAGGAGAAAUUAAAGUCUUUCAAUAAAUAGCCCAGGCGUUAUAAAAUAUGGAAAGUUUAAAACAGCGGUUCUCAACCUUUUUAGCUCAGCGACCCUUUUACUAUUCCCAACUAUGUGGUGCCCCAACAGUAACAUUUUUUAUAAUCAUAAGUAACAUUGCUUUUGCUAUUGGUAUAAAAACUUAAUCCAAAUGUGAAUAUCUUAUAUGUAUUGCCAAAAUUUUAUGUUUAAAUCAUUUAACAAUAAG
This is a messenger RNA of Biomphalaria glabrata, 5180 nucleotides long. RefSeq names its product probable ATP-dependent RNA helicase DHX34. Gene Ontology annotation, molecular function: ATP binding; RNA binding. The transcript has 28 exons. Bases 126 to 3944 code for a protein of 1272 amino acids. Gene Ontology annotation, cellular component: intracellular anatomical structure. NCBI's taxonomy places the organism in Eukaryota, Metazoa, Mollusca, Gastropoda, Planorbidae. Gene Ontology annotation, biological process: nuclear-transcribed mRNA catabolic process, nonsense-mediated decay. The record is from RefSeq and is a predicted model, not a curated record.